AAUAAAACAAAAAAAGCCUUUUUUGCGAAACCCAGUUCUUAGAUGAAGUUCUAGUCCCCUUUGCGUACAUUAGAAACUUUUAGAGCAAAAAAGGACAGGUUACAGGGACAAGCCACUCUGCCUGACUCUUUGAGUUGUAACAGUGGUGGAAGCGCAAAACUCGAUCUGAACUCGGUUCUUGUUUGAAUCUGUGCUCACGAAAUACUGGAAAACAACUGAACUUUAACAUAAAUGCUGGGAUCGAAAUACCGACAGUAAUGGGGCCAUCUUUUUAAGCCUUGGUAGGCCUUUUGUGUGGGAGAGAGAGAGAAAGAGCGCUCUGCUUUCUUCCUGUGGGGCGGAGAGAGUAGAUCCCUGCAACGGAUGAGUGACACCGAGGGGAAGAAGGGAUCGAUUUUGAGACAAUCAGACGAACACACCACGUGAGUUUAUUCCACUCAGACUUCUCUCGAUUCGACUCAAUCGAGCUUUGAGAGUUGGAAUGGUAGUUGCGAGAUAAACUUUCUUCCAUCAUUGCGAGCCGUUUGGUAGUUGAUCUCAUCCCAUUUCUAUUUUUCGUUUAAUUUCAUUUGUACGCCGUCAAACUAUACUGCUUAUUCUCUCAUCAUUCAGUCUUCACUAAACUCAAAUCUAAUGGCUCUUGAAACCCAAAACCUUCACUUCGUUUUGCUCCCCCACCUGUCCCAUGGCCACCUGAUCCCCAUGGCGGACAUGGCCAAGUUACUAGCACAGCAUGGUGUGAGCGUCACCAUUAUCACCACCCCCAUCAAUGGCGCUCGAUCUAAACCAGUCAUAGAUCAGGCCACCCAAUCCGGGCUCCAUAUCCAGCUUCUCCAGGUCCAAUUUCCAUGCUCUGAAGUUGGGUUGCCUGAAGGAUGUGAAAGCAUGGACGCCCUCCCCUCAAAAGACAUGUUGCAAAAUUUUUUGACAGGCAUCAGCAUGCUGCAACAACCAGUGGAGCAGCUUCUGAUCGAGCUAAAGCCUUCUCCAAGCUGCAUCAUUUCCGACAAAUAUUUUGCCUGGACUGACCGCACAGCCCGUAAGUAUCGGAUUCCCAGAAUUGUUUUUGAUGGUACUAGUUGUUUUGCGCUCCUUUGUACACACAACAUAAUCACAUCCAAGGUUUGUGAGCAUGUGUCCGAGUCGGAGCCCUUUGUUGUGCCUGGUUUGCCGGAUAGAAUCGAGCUAACUAAAUCCCAACUCCCUAAUUCUGUCAAUAUUGUCCCCUCCAACACAGCGGGUAUUCGCAAAGAAAUUAGAGAGGCUGAACUAGCAGCAUAUGGGGUUAUAGUCAACUCCUUCGAGGAAUUAGAAACAGCAUAUGUUAGAGAAUACCGAAAGGUCAGAGGAGAGAAAGUUUGGUGUAUAGGGCCGGUGUCACUAACCAACCAAAACAACCUAGAUAAGGCAGCCAGAGGUGACAAACCUUCCAUUGAUGAAAACCAAUGUCUGAUUUGGCUUGAUUCGUGGAGACAAGGUUCCGUAGUCUACGCUUGUUUGGGAAGCCUCAGUCGCUCGACAUCUGCACAGCUGAUAGAGCUUGGAUUAGGCUUAGAAGCAUCAAACCGACCUUUCAUUUGGGUGAUAAGAUCAGGAGACAGAUUAGCUGAGCUUGAGAAAUGGAUUUCAGAAGAAAAAUUUGAGGAAAGGGUCAAAGGGAGAGGGCUUGUGAUUAAGGGUUGGGCUCCGCAACUGUUGAUUUUGUCACAUCCUGCAGUGGGAGGGUUCUUAACACAUUGUGGAUGGAACUCAUUACUUGAAGGAAUAUGUGCAGGCUUGCCAAUGAUAACAUGGCCGCUGUUUGCUGAGCAAUUUUACAACGAGAAGUUGGCUGUGCAAGUGUUGAAGAUUGGUGUGCCUGUGGGGGCCAAAUUUGUUGUGAAUUGGGGACUGGAAGAGAAGCAUGGAGUGGUGGUGAAGAGGGAACAAGUUAAAAUAGCAAUAGAUCAGUUGAUGGAUGAAGGAGAUCAGGUAGGACAAGAUAGAAGAAAGAGAGCUAGAGAGCUUGGGGAUAUGGCCAAGAGUGCAAUUGAAGAAGGAGGUUCUUCCUAUCUCAGCAUGAAAUUGUUAAUCCAAGAUAUCAUUGAAGUAUGCAACAAGUGAUCAUUAUUUUUAAUUUAGAAUAGGGUAAGCUUCUGCCUAAACAAUAAAAAAGAGAAAUUAGGCUAAGCUUGCUUUGGAAUGCAAUAGAUCUAAUAAAAUUAAUCAAAGUUCUGUUGUAUCUCUUUAGAGAUUGUUCUUAGAUAAUUUUCAAUGGUCUGUUUAAUUUUCUAUCUAAAAUUGUUAAAAGAAAUUACUUUAUUUAUUUUAGCUAAUAAUUUUUAAAACA
Carya illinoinensis is the source of this 2329-nucleotide messenger RNA. RefSeq names its product UDP-glycosyltransferase 73C6-like. The transcript has a single exon. Gene Ontology annotation, molecular function: UDP-glycosyltransferase activity. The record is from RefSeq and is a predicted model, not a curated record. Bases 634 to 2103 code for a protein of 489 amino acids. Lineage: Eukaryota; Viridiplantae; Streptophyta; Magnoliopsida; Fagales; Juglandaceae.